Molecule: messenger RNA, 6264 nt
Organism: Megalops cyprinoides (Indo-Pacific tarpon)
Lineage: Eukaryota; Metazoa; Chordata; Actinopteri; Elopiformes; Megalopidae
Gene: otofa
Product: otoferlin a
Exons: 46
Coding region: 48-6104 (2018 amino acids)
Biological process (GO): synaptic vesicle priming; plasma membrane organization
Cellular component (GO): synaptic vesicle membrane; presynaptic active zone membrane
Molecular function (GO): calcium ion binding; AP-2 adaptor complex binding
Source: RefSeq, a predicted model, not a curated record
AUUGUUGCUUUGUUUCACCUUAAGUGCUGGACCUUCUCUAGUCUGCCAUGGCUCUGAUCGUCCAUCUAAAAACGGUUACAGAUCUGCGGGGGAAAGGAGACCGGAUCGCUAAAGUGGCAUUCCGAGGUCUUUCAUUCUACACACGGGUUCUGGAAAACUGUGAGGAUGAAGCCAGAUUUGAUGAGACUUUCCGAUGGCCGGUUGCCAGCAAGAUUGAUGGCAAUGAAAUGCUGGAGAUUCAGGUGUUUAACUACAGCAAAGUCUUCACAAACAGGUUGAUAGGGACAUUCCGUAUGGUUCUUCAGAAGGUUGUGGAGGAAGCGCAGCUGGAGGUGUCUGACACUCUAAUUGAUGACAACAACACAGCCAUCCCGACGAGCGUCGCCAUAGAGAUAAAGUACCAGGCCAUGGAUGGGACUGUUGGGGCUUGGAAUGAUGGAGAGUUUCUCAACGUUCCUAACGACCGCGACGGGGCCUUCCAGUUCGAAACAGACAGCCUGCUGUCCGGACACAGCCAGGGGUCAGGAGCGUCUCCGGGGAGAUCCCAUGGCAGCCUCCCUGCCUUCAGGAAAGCUGGGAAGGGGGUGUUUUCAGCCAUGAAGCUGGGAAAGGUGCGUUCCUCCAAGGAUGACCACAAGAAAGGAGAUGAGCCGGCCGUUCUGGAGACGGAGGACCUUGACCGCAGGGCCAUGCGGCUGGGUGGCGGUCUGGACCCUGACACCAUCUCUCUGGCCUCUGUCACCGCCGUCACCACCAACGUUUCCAACAAAAGAUCAAAGCCGGAUAUCAAAAUGGAGCCUAGCGCCGGGAGACCUGUAGAUUACCAAAUUAGUAUCACUGUGAUAGAGGCCCGACAGCUAGUUGGACUGAACAUGGAUCCAGUGGUUUGCGUGGAGAUUGGAGAGGAGAAGAAAUACACGUCCAUGAAGGAGUCAACAAAUUGCCCCUACUACAAUGAGUAUUUUGUCUUUGACUUCCACGUUCCUCCUGAUGUCAUGUUUGACAAGAUCUUAAAGUUGUCGGUGAUCCAUUCAAAGAACCUCCUGCGCAGUGGGACUCUAGUCGGCACAUUUAAACUGGACGUUGGCACAGUCUAUUCACAGCCUGAGCAUCAGUUCUACCACAAAUGGGCCAUGCUCUCUGACCCUGAUGACAUCACCGCUGGUUGUAAAGGUUACGUCAAAUGUGACAUCGCAGUGGUGGGGAAGGGAGACAACAUCAAAACCCCACACAAGGCCAACGAGACCGAUGAGGACGACAUAGAAGGCAACCUGCUGUUACCAGAGGGAGUCCCAUCUGAACGGCAGUGGGCUCGCUUUUAUGUGAAGAUCUACAGAGCCGAGGGCCUUCCCAAGAUGAACACGAGCAUCAUGGCCAACGUGAAGAAGGCUUUCAUUGGAGAGAACAAAGACCUGGUGGACCCUUACGUCCAAGUGAUUUUUGCAGGACAGAAGGGGAAAACCUCAGUCCAAAAGAGCAGCUACGAGCCAAUCUGGAAUGAACAAAUCAUUUUCACCGAGAUGUUUCCACCACUUUGCAAACGGAUGAAGGUCCAGAUACGAGAUUCGGACAAAGUGAACGAUGUUGCCAUAGGAACACACUUUAUCGAUCUGCGGAAGAUCGCCAAUGAUGGGGACAAAGGUUUUCUUCCCACGUUCGGCCCUGCGUGGGUGAACAUGUACGGCUCCACGCGGAACUACACCCUCAUGGACGAGCACCAGGAUCUGAACGAGGGGCUUGGGGAGGGGGUCUCCUUCCGGGCCAGGCUGCUCAUCAGCAUCGCUGUGGAGAUCCUUGACACCACCUCUUUAGAGAUCGUGAGCUCCACUGAGGUGCAGGUGGAGCCAGUGCCCAACAUCUCAGAGUCUGCUACUGGGAAAGUGGAGGAGUUUUUCCUGUUCGGAGCCUUCCUAGAGGCCACUAUGAUUGACAGGAAGAUUGGCGAUAAGCCCAUCAACUUUGAAGUGACAAUAGGUAACUAUGGGAAUCAGAUCGACGGGGUGAGCAAACCGACGUCGACCAAGAAGAAGAAGAAGGAUGGAGGCGAGAGUGACGAGGAGGAGUCAGACCUGAUCCAGAACUCUAGUGAUGACGAGGCGGAGGACGACGGGGACCUGAUGUCGGUCUCCACCACCCCACCCAUGAAGCCCGUCAUAACAGACAGGAAUUAUUUCCAUUUGCCUUAUUUUGAGAAGAAGCCUUGCACCUACAUCAAGAGCUGGUGGCAGGACCAGCGCAGGCGACUUUACAACGCCAACAUAAUGGACAAGAUCGCAGAUAAGCUGGAAGAGGGGCUGAAUGAUGUUCAGGAGAUUAUUAAGACAGAGAAGGCCUACCCUGAACGCAGGCUUAGAGGAGUCCUGGAGGAGCUGAGCACAGGCUGCAGUCGCUUUGUAACCCUGGCUAACAAAGACCAGAACCAGGCGGGCAGAACCAAGCUGGACCGGGAGAGGCUCAAAUCCUGCAUGAGAGAACUGGAAAAUAUGGGUCAUCAAGCGAAGACUAUCCGCUCUCAGGUGAAGAGGAACACAGUCAAAGACAAACUGAAACUGGUGCACAACUUCCUUCAAAAGCUGAGAUUCUUGGCCGAUGAGCCUCAGCACAGCAUUCCCGACAUCUUCAUCUGGAUGAUGAGUAACAACAAGCGCAUCGCCUACGCCCGCAUCCCUUCCAAAGACAUCCUGCACUCCAUCGUGGACGAGGAGACUGGGAAGGAGUGUGGCAAAGUCAAGGCAGUCUUCCUCAAGCUGCCCGGCAAAAAAGGUUUUGGGCCAGCCGGUUGGACGGUUCAGGCGAAGAUGGAGGUGUACCUCUGGCUGGGUCUCAACAAGCAGCGCAAGGACUUCCUGAGCGGCCUGCCGAACGGGUUUGAGGAGAACAAGGCUGUGAAGGGCCCCGGCCUUCAGUCCGUGCCCCCCAUCAGUCUCUUGUACAACAUGAAGCAGGUGUUCCAGCUAAGGGUGCACAUGUACCAGGCCCGAAGCCUGUUUGCAGCAGACAGCAGUGGCCUGUCAGACCCCUUUGCCCGGGUCUUCUUCUCUACCCACAGCCAGGUCACCGAGGUGCUGAAUGAGACUCUGUGCCCCACCUGGGACCAGCUGCUGGUGUUUGAUAAUGUGGAGCUCUUUGGGGAGGCCAGCGAGCUGAGGGAUGACCCUCCCAUCAUUGUCAUCGAGAUCUACGACCAGGACACUGUGGGCAAAGCUGAGUUUAUAGGUAGGACCUUUGCCAAACCCAUCACCAAGAUGUCGGACGAGCACUAUGGGCCGCCCCGCUUUCCCCCGCAGCUGGAGUAUUACCAGAUCUAUCGCGGUAACUGCACAGCGGGAGACCUGCUGGCGGCCUUCGAGCUGCUCCAGAUCGGCCCGGCCGGUAAAGCCGACCUGCCCCCCAUCGAUGGCCCCACAGAUUCUGACCGUGGACCCAUCCUCCCCGUCCCGUUGGGAAUCAGACCUGUGCUGAGCAGGUACAGAAUUGAGGUACUGUUUUGGGGCCUUCGGGACCUGAAGCGCGUCAACCUAGCCCAGGUGGACAGGCCUCGUGUGGACAUAGAGUGUGCCGGAAAAGGGGUGCAGUCUGCACUGAUCCAGAACUACAAGAAAAAUCCCAAUUUCAGCACACUGGUCAAGUGGUUUGAAGUGGACCUGCCAGAAAACGAGCUCCUCCAUCCCCCACUCAACAUCCGUGUGGUGGACUGCCGUGCUUUUGGACGCUACACGCUGGUGGGGUCUCAUGCUGUCACCUCUCUCAGAAAGUUCAUCUACAGCCCCCCUGACAAGAACGCCAACAACUGGGCCACUGCAGCUAGACUGAUGAACGGCUACAUGGGCCUUACCAACGGGAGCCCCCACUCUCGCACCCUCUCUCGCCCCACAGGCGAUAUAGUGGUCAACAUGGAGCCCGAGGCCCCUGUCAAGAAGAUGGAAACCGUGGUCAAGUUGGAUGCUACCUCUGAUGCUGUUGUUAAAGUUGAUGUGAAUGAAGAAGAGAAAGAGAAGGAGAAGAAGAAGAAGAAAAAGAAGGGGGAGGAGCCCGAGGAGGAGGAAUAUGACGAGAGCAUGCUGGACUGGUGGUCCAAGUACUUCGCCUCCAUCGAAACCCUGAUGGAGAUGCUGCGGGCACAGGAAGCGGCACAGGCGGAGGCAGAGGAGAAGGAGGACCUGGAGAUCGCUGCGGAGGGUGGAGAGAUCAAACCUGAUGACUCUCCUAUGAAAGGCACUAAGGGCAAGGAGAAGGGAAAGGAAAAAGCCAAAAGCUCCAAGGACAAGAAGAAGGGCCAUGCUGGGGACGGGGCGGAGAAGAAGCCCAGCAAGCCGAAAAUUGAUGAGCUGCAGGUGUACAACAAGGAGCUGGAGCAGGAAUAUGACAACUUCGAAGACUGGCUUCACACGUUCAACCUGUACCGGGGAAAGGCUGGGGACGAUGACGACCAAAGCGUGGGAGAUGAUGACAGGAUCGUCGGCAGAUUCAAAGGAUCCUUGUGCAUGUACAAACUCCCAUUGUCAGACGAAAUCUCCAGGGAGGCAGGCUUCGACCCCAACAUGGGCACGUUCCAGAGCAUCCCACACAAUGACCCCAUCAAUGUCCUCGUCCGCGUGUAUGUGGUCAGGGCCACUGACCUGCACCCUGCCGACAUCAACGGGAAGGCCGAUCCUUACAUCUGUAUCAAACUGGGCAAGUCAGAGAUCAAAGACAAAGAGAAUUACAUCUCCAAACAGCUGAACCCUGUCUUUGGAAAGUCCUUUGACAUUGAGGCCACCUUCCCAAUGGAGUCCAUGCUCACUGUGUCAGUCUAUGACUGGGAUUUGGUGGGCACCGAUGACCUCAUCGGGGAGACCAAGAUCGACCUGGAGAACCGCUACUACAGCAAGCACAGAGCCACCUGUGGCAUCGCCUCCCACUACUCUGUCCAUGGCUAUAACAUGUGGAGGGACCCAAUGAAGCCAGCGCAAAUCCUGGCCAAGCUGUGCAAAGAGGGCAAGCUGGACGGGCCCCACUACGGGCCUGGUGGGCGAGUCAAAGUGGCCAACCGCAUCUUCCUGGGACCCACUGAGAUAGAGGACGAAAACGGACUGAAGAAGCAGACGGACGAGCACCUGGCCCUGACAGUGCUGAAACACUGGGAGGAGAUCCCACGGGUGGGCUGCAAGCUCAUCCCCGAACACGUGGAAACCAGGCCUCUCCUCAACCCAGACAAACCAGGCAUCGAGCAGGGGAGAAUCGAGAUGUGGGUGGACAUGUUUCCCAUGGAUAUGCCAGCCCCAGGGCCAGCCAUCGACAUCUCACCCAGAAAGCCAAAGAGAUAUGAGCUAAGGGUCAUUAUUUGGAAUACAGACGAAGUAAUUCUGGAAGACGAUGAUUACUUCACUGGGGAAAAGUCCAGUGACAUUUUUGUUCGGGGCUGGCUGAAGGGCCAACAGGAAGACAAGCAGGACACGGAUGUCCACUAUCACUCGCUCACGGGGGAGGGCAACUUCAACUGGCGCUUCGUCUUCCCAUUCGACUACCUGCUGGCCGAGGAGAAGAUUGUCAUCUCCAAGAAGGAGUCUAUGUUCUCCUGGGACGAGACUGAGUACAAGAUCCCCGCCCGCCUCACCCUGCAAGUGUGGGAUGCUGACCACUUCUCAGCGGACGACUUCCUAGGUGCAAUUGAGCUGGACCUGAAUCGGUUUCCUCGAGGUGCGAAGACGGCCAAGCAGUGUUCCGUCGACAUGAUUCUGAAUGAGCAGGAGCUCCCCACCAUCUCCAUCUUCAAGCAGAAGAGGGUCAAGGGCUGGUGGCCGUUUGUAGCGCGCGACGAAAACGACGAACUGGAGCUCACGGGCAAAGUGGAGGCAGAGCUACAUCUCAUGACAGCUGAGGAGGCAGAGAAGAAUCCAGUCGGACUGGGGCGCAAUGAGCCAGACCCUCUGGAGAAACCAAACCGACCCGACACCACCUUCCUCUGGUUCCUCAGUCCCCUCAAAGCGAUCCGUUACCUCGUCUGCAACCGCUACAAGUGGCUGAUCAUUAAGAUUGUGCUGGCCCUGCUGCUGCUGGUUAUGCUGGGCCUCUUCCUCUACAGCAUGCCAGGCUACUUGGUGAAGAAGCUGCUGGGGGCCUGAGGUGGGGGGAGGAGAGAUUAUCACUCUGUACUCUCUCCCCGUCUCUGCUCCUAACCUUGCCUCUCGCUAUGCAGUGCAGCACCAGCAACUUCCCUCCCACUCUCGGCGAAAACAUCUCAACAGUCUCACCUUUUCAGUCAAAAGGCUCUCUGCCACAUCA